Peromyscus eremicus (cactus mouse) is the source of this 309-nucleotide messenger RNA. RefSeq names its product alpha hemoglobin stabilizing protein (gene Ahsp). The transcript is spliced from 2 exons. The coding region runs from base 1 to 309 and encodes 102 amino acids. Gene Ontology annotation, molecular function: hemoglobin binding. Gene Ontology annotation, biological process: erythrocyte differentiation; protein folding; protein stabilization. NCBI's taxonomy places the organism in Eukaryota, Metazoa, Chordata, Mammalia, Rodentia, Cricetidae. Gene Ontology annotation, cellular component: cytoplasm. The record is from RefSeq and is a predicted model, not a curated record.
AUGGCCCCUUUUCUAACCAAUAAGGAUCUGAUUUCUGCGGGAAUAAAAGAAUUUAAUGUUCUGCUGGAUCAGCAGGUCUUUGAUGACCCCCUUAUCCCUGAAGAAAGCAUGGUGACUAUUGUGGAUGACUGGGUGAACUUGUACACCAACUAUUACAAGAAGCAGAUGCUUGGGGAGCAGCAGGAACAAGACAAAGCUCUUCAAGAACUCAAGCAAGAGCUGAGUACUUUGGGCAGCCAGUUUCUGACCAAAUAUAAGACCUUUCUGAAGUCCCGAGAACCCCAAAACAGCACACCGCCUUCCUCAUAG